Messenger RNA from Paralichthys olivaceus (Japanese flounder), 2743 nucleotides. RefSeq names its product cannabinoid receptor interacting protein 1b (gene cnrip1b). Gene Ontology annotation, biological process: negative regulation of signaling receptor activity. The record is from RefSeq and is a predicted model, not a curated record. Gene Ontology annotation, molecular function: type 1 cannabinoid receptor binding. Lineage: Eukaryota; Metazoa; Chordata; Actinopteri; Pleuronectiformes; Paralichthyidae. Gene Ontology annotation, cellular component: plasma membrane.
ACCUCAAUCAAGUUAAACAAUGAGAAGAAGAAGAAGAAAUAACCUGAAGGUGAUUUCUUCUGUUGUGAUCUGAGCCUGUCCUCUAGUGGUCAAACGUUGUAGUUACACUUCUAUCCCCCGAAGGAGAACUUCACAAAUCCCCAGAAAGCACUUUACAAACAAUUGAACACGUGCUUUAUUAUCAAAGCAAAAUGUACAAUACAAAUCCAUAACCCCACUCAACAUCCAUGCACAUGCAGAGUAAGACAGUGUUAACAGGAACUGAGCGAAUGCUGCAUAUACACAUUCCAUAAUUCAUUUGUAGGUUAUGUUUGCUUUAUUUGGUUUUUGCCUCAUGGUUCAAUUUGACCUGUAUUUGUUGUAACUUAAUCAAUUAUCCAAUCAUCAGGUCUGGUAUUAGCAUCACUGCACUUGGAAUGUCUCAAUUAAACUAAUCCACAGAUUCUUAAUUGGCAGGAUAAAUAAUAAAGCGAGACUGAACCCCAAGAACUAAACUGACACUUUAACAAGAGACAUUCAACAGAAGGGGGGGUUAAGAUAGCGAGAGAGAGAGAGAGAGAGAGAGCAUUUGUGUGGGAUUAGGCCUGGAGCUGACGGUUGGAUGGGAUUACGCAGCGCGUCGUUGCGCGGCGCAAUUCCCUGCGCUGUGCGCUCUGCCAUGGGAUUCUCCACACGGAAUUUCUCCGUCUGUUUGAGCUGAUCAACAUCGAUCGACACCGAUAACACCCGCCUGAGAUCUGCCAUCUGUAUGGAAACAUGGCCGACGUCCCACAGAUCGUCAAAAUUGGGAUUUCAUUGAAGAUGCUCCCCAACAACACCGCGGUGCACUUCAAAUCUGACGGCACCCGCUUCGGCCAGACCCGGACCAUCAAGCUGCUGACCGGCUCCAAGUACAAAAUCGAGGUGGUCGUUAAACCGGGAGCUGUCGAGGCCACGUCGAUGAGUGUGGGCGGGGUGACCUUCCCUCUGGAGCAGCAGUCCAAAGACCCACAGUCGGUGGUCUACACCGGCCAGUACGACACCGAGGGGGUGACACACACCAAGAGUGGAGAGAGGCAACCGGUUCAAAUCAACAUACAGUUCACGGAGGCGGGGAUGUUUGAGACCGUGUGGCAGGUGAAGUACUACAACUACAACAAGAGGGACCACUGCCAGUGGGGAAACAGCUUCAACAGCAUCGAGUACGAAUGCAAACCCAACGACACGCGCACGCUCAUGUGGGUCAACAAGGAGAUGUUUGUCUGACGGAGGAGCAGUGUGUGUGCGCUGCAAAAAACAAAACAGAAACAAGGUGUGUUAUGUCUAAUUGUGAAAUGACAUUUUCUGUUGCUCAAAGGGAUUUUUGCAUUUGUGCUUUAUCGUUCCUGCUGUCAUCCUGCUCCACUUGUUUUAUUUCACCUGUUAAUGUUCGAAAACUGACUCUAAAGCUUAACUGGAAGUUUGGAAAAAUAAAUGCAUCUUUUUCUCCGAACCCAUAAUAUUUGCUGCUGAAUCAGACCCUGGCAGUUCAUAUGUCACGUUUUCAUUCUUUCGUCACUUGUUUAUGGAGAUUUUACAGUUGAUUUAUUGAGGUUAACAUGCAGCACUUCUCAAAAAUGUUCAUUAAAGUUAUUUUAUAUAUUGAAAGACUAAUUGAUUAAAUUAUAUUUUGAGAUAAAUGUGUUUUUUUCAUGAACAGAUCAGUUGUGGUAUCUGGUUGAUCUCCAGUGUACGUGUUAUGUUGUAUGUGUGUGUGUGUGUGUGUGUGUGUGUGUGUGUGUGUGUAUUUAACAACUGGUGCUUGUACAGAUGUGUUUAUUUGUAUUUUUGUACUUUAAAGAUAUGUGUGAAGAGUUUAGUUCCAAAAUGAUUAUGUGACAUUUCCAGAAAUUCAUGCCAGGUCAGUUCUUACUGUUCUUACAACUACUGCUGGUUUUAAGUUUUAAAAUAAUACAUGUUAACAUUUAGCAUCAUCCAAAUCUACUGUCCGUCCCAUGAGUCGUUGAACGGAAACCCCAUGACAUCUGCGGCUCCUGAUGUUAAAAUGUGGGGUGAGUUUUCAGAGGAAGCAGCAGAGCAGAGCAACAUGACCAUCGAACUUUAAAACAAAUAGCUACUAUGACUAAAGAUGAGUGUUAUUGAACAUUAUUCAUUACAGUGAGUCUCUAUCAGCUACUAUGGAGGCGUAAUACUGUGGAUCAGUAUCAUGUUAAAAUUUAAAGUUCUCGUUAAAACAUGACAUUUCUUCCAUAAUGGAGGUACCACUUAAAAUCAACAUGGUGUUGUUUUGUGUUGUUGCUGCCAACUUUAAAACCAUUUUAAGUCCCUAAUUAAAUGAUUGUAGAUGUUGCGAUUGAACUUUGAUCUUUAUUUAAAGAGUGACAAGAUAACACAGUUGCCCACUUCAUAACAACAACAAAGAAAAACAUUGCCCAAUUGUGCCUUGGUCACCUCGAAUUCUCAAUUUUCAAAUUCUUUUAGUGUUUUGGAAUGACACUCUCUGUGUGUCUGUGUGUGUGUGUGUGUGUGUGUGCUAUUUUGUGUGCAGUAUAAUGCAGUAUUGGAAGUUGGAUUUUUGUACUCGGGUGAAGUUGUGCUCCUUUGUACAAUAUGUUUGUUUUCUCUACCUCUUCCAAAGGACCUAGCCAUGAAUAUUUGUGUUUGUUAAAUUGAAAUAUUGACAUAUCUGCAAGAAAAUAUAUAUGGUAAACAUUAAUAUUUUAAAAAAGAAAAUAGUAUUUUUGUGCAGUGAACCAUUUGAAAU